AUGAACAGUCAUUUUUUAAUCCAUGCAUUAUUAACUAAUCAUAUUUAUAUUUCAUCAGAGGAAAAUAGUAACUCAUUCAUCAUUAUAGAUGAAAAUUGCAACUUAAAUGAAAUCUCAAUUUUAAUACAAAAAAAUCCUGAUCGAAAAGUCAUAAUUAAGGGCGGAUUAGAAAAUAUUCCAAAUUUUCCUGGUCUAACCUAUGCCAGGAACAUCGAAAUCAAUGCAGAAAAAAUAAAAGAAAUUACAAAGAACCUUUUCAUGAACAAUAAUAAUAUAACUAGCGUCAAGUUGUGUGAUAACAUCAAAUAUAUUGGCAAUUUUUCUUUUUUUAAUAGCUCUAUUUCUGAUAUCAAUCUUGAAAAUAUCAUUUCCAUUGGAUAUUUUGCAUUUUCUAAGUGUAAAAAGCUUAAAACAGUUAAUUUUGGCAGUUUAAAUUCUAUCGAACCAUAUUGCUUUGCAAAUUCUGCUAUCAGAGAGAUCCACUUUCCUGCUUCUUUAACAAAAGUGUCAGAUUUUGCAUGUAUGAAAUGUUGCCAUUUGAAAGUUGCUGAAAUAUAUAAAAUCAUUGGAUCUUAUGCAUUUUAUAAAUGCAAAUCUUUGUGUGAAAUAAAGAAUUCAAAUAAUGUAUCUGAAAUAGGAUCAUUUUCACUUUGUUACACAAAUUUAACAGAAGUUGAAUUCGGAGAAAAUGUACAAAAUAUCAGACUUUCAUAUCUGGCCGGAUCGCCGAUUAAAAAAAUUGUUUCCAAAAGCUAUAUCGAAUUCGAUUUUAACAUAGAAACUGUAAGGACAGUUAUAUUCAAUGCAAUGGUAUAUUCAAUUAGUAUACGCAAUAUGAACAUUGAAGAACUUCAAUAUCCAUAUGGAACAGAAGGAAUUUCAAUUUCAGAUUGCCCAAAUAUUAGAACACUUCAUCGUGGCUUUAUCAAUUUAUAUUGUGCAAACAAUCUAAUAUCUCUUGAAGAAGUUGAUUUAUCUGAUUGCCAGUACAUAGCAGAAAAUUCUUUUUUUUAUUGCCCAAAUUUAACAAACGUGAUAGGUUGGGCAGAUCAUCCAAUGAGUGUGGGCCAACAAAUAUUUCAAUUAUGUUAUAAGAUAGAUAUAAGUAUAUGGAAUGAAAAUAUUUCAGCUUAUUCAAUUGAGAGUGAAAUUAUGACAUUCAGAGGUGUUUUGGAUCAUACAUAUAUAACAGAAAUGAAUAUAUUUAUAAGUGAUGAUUUUACAACAUUUUAUGAUUGCAAAAAGCUAAAAAAUGUGGUAUUUGCAGAAGGAAUUGAAAGAAUUUAUAGUUAUCAAUUCAAAGACUGCAUUAGUUUGACAGAGGUUGUAUUGCCAAAUAGUAUUAAAUCUAUAGGAAAGAGAGCAUUUGAAAAUACAAAAGUAGAAAACAUAAAUACAAGGGGUAUCGAUUUUUGCAUCAAUUCAUUCAAUAAUUCACAUAUAAAAGAACUAUAUAUAUCGAGAGUAUAUAAUAAAACCGAAUACUUUCACUAUAUUUAUGGACAAAAUGUAAUGUGGUAUGUUUCAGUUAUCUUCUCUGAUGCAGAGGCAUAUUGGAUAAAUCAAGAAGAAUUUGAAAAUAAUGAUUAUAUGAGUAAUACAAAGUAUUUAAUUCAACUUCCUUUCCUUGAAAAAAUAAUAUUAAGCGAUGAAUUGGAUAGUUUCACAUUUAAUUUAUAUCAGUGUGAAAUGCCAAAUCUAAGAGAAAUUGAAACUCACAAUGAUAGUUUAAGAUUUGAAAAUGGAGUGUUAUACAGCUCUGAUUAUAAAAAACUAUAUGCAUAUGCUUCCGCAAAUACACAAAAUGAAUUCACAAUUCCAUCAUCAGUAGAAUAUGUGGAAAAAUAUGCUUUCACCUUUGCAAAAAACCUUGAAAAAAUAAUUUCGCAUAUUUAUCAACCUGAAAUAUUUAGAGAAUCAAAGUAUAUAAAAACUAUUGAAUUCACUUGCCAAGUCAACAAAUUCGAAGAAAACACAUUUAAGAAUUGUGUUGCUUUAGAAAAAAUUGUCAUUCCAAAUGAUUGUGUAAUAAGUUAUUUAGGACCAAGUUGUUUUCAGAAUUGUAAGACACUUAGAUCAUUAACAUUUUCGUAUGAUUUAGAAGAUGUUGGAAUAAGUUGCUUUAGAGGUUGCACAAAUCUUACGAGUGUUAAUAUGGCAAGAGUCACAUUAAUAAGAGAAUCUCUGUUUUUAGAUUCAAAUGUUGAAGAAAUGAAUAUAACAGGAUGCAAUAGUUUAAUAAAAAUUUCUAGUGGUGCCUUUAAUCAUUCAAAUAUUAAGGAAGUUGUAUGUCCAGAUAACUUAGAAAUAAUUGAAUCAGAGGCUUUUUCAAAUUGUUUAAAUCUGAGGAGUUUACAAUUUAAUGAAAAAAUUUUUUAUCUUGGAGAUCGUUCAUUUGCAAACACAAAAUUAGGCAAUGUUUAUAUACCAAAUUCAAUGGUUACAAUUGAUCCAAACGCAUUUUAUAAUUGCUUUGACAUUAGCUUUCAGUUUCACCCAGCUGGUCAUCCAUUAUUUCAUACAUAUCAAAACUGUUUCAUGAAUCGAGCAAGUUUAGUUCUAUUCACAUUUGGUCGUCAAAGAAAUAUAGUAUCAGAUGAAAUUAAAGGAGUUGAAAGCCUUAAUGAUCAUUGCUCAAUAAAAUUGAUUAAUCUAGUUGUAGAAGAUGCAAGAUUAAAUCUUGAAAUCAAUCCUUUACAUUAUAUCGAACAAUCAAUUACUGUUACGAUGGAAAAGGAUUUUGAGAAUAGAUAUACAAAGUUAAAUUCAGACUAUUCAACUUAUAUUAUUCCAGAAGAUGCUUUUGAAUCAAACCCUGAUUUUCAUUCCAUUCAACCUAUUGAAACUUAUCAAACUUAUGAAUUUCCAUAUAUAAAUUCAUCACUUCCAUUUUUCAACUUGAAAGUGACUUCAAAUUUAGUAAUUGUACUCAUCACAUCCAUCAUUUUACUCUUUAUUUGUAUUGUUUGCCUAUCGGUGAUAUUAUUUAUUAAAAAAAGAUGA
Messenger RNA from Trichomonas vaginalis G3, 3003 nucleotides. RefSeq lists its product as uncharacterized. NCBI's taxonomy places the organism in Eukaryota, Parabasalia, Trichomonadida, Trichomonadidae. The transcript has a single exon. The coding region runs from base 1 to 3003 and encodes 1000 amino acids. The record is from RefSeq and is a predicted model, not a curated record.